AUGUCCUCAACCUCAACGAGGCGAGCGCCUCACGUGUUCAAUCUGAUGCGACAGAUGGAAGUUCUGGAGCGCGCGGGAUCUUCCGGAGAAUCGCUUGUGUGGGACAAUGCAGCCUCCGUAGCUCGCGCUUUCCAAAUCGGAAAGUUUGAAAGCAUGUCGGUGGUCAAUCUGCAAAAGAAUGUGGCUAAGCCGGUGGUGGAUUCGCUUCGACAGGCCGUUCGUAUGCGCGGGAUGCGCGGUUUCCUGCACCACGAAACCGUCGCGAAGGGCGUGUUCAAUUUGGCCUACUCAUCGGGCGCCAGUUCGAUUCCUGGGGCCGAAGUGUGGUCUAGCCAGCUCACAAACAAGGAUGACAAUGAGCUUGCUUUGCUACUUGUGCGCCGCAUGUGCCAAGACUGGGACAAGUUGGCACCGAACAUGUGCAAGAGUUGGGGCUUGCGUGAGAGCAAUCAAUUGCACGCAUGCUGUGGAGGCUUCUUGUAUUUCAUGGGACUGCUGCGAGAGAAGGUGCCAACGAAAGAGUAUGAUGAUGUUGCCAGCGAUCUACAAAAGCAAUUCAUGAUGGGGAGCAUUUGCACGGACAUCGCGGAGCGCGGCAAGCGAGAGGUUGAGGAGCGUGACCGUGAAUUGGCUGACCAGGUGAACACAGCCACUUUGAAGCAGCUCCAACUCAAGUUUGAGGCGGACUUGGGAGUGCUGAAGGAGCGCGUGCCUACGAAGGAGAAGGAAGCGCAAGAGGCGGCCCUCGACAUCAAAUACUUGGCUCAGAGACAGAAGACACUUGUGACUGGGCAGGAUUACACCCGAGACUGGCUGGAGACGAGCUGCAAGUUCAUUGUUGUUGACAGCGCAAUGAGUUCUGCCGUCAGAGCACUGACGUCUCAGAUCAGCAAAUUGACAGAAGGCGGAGGCCGUGCGAGGAUCAUUGAGGAUCACCUGAUGGGCGCCGGCCUGGAUGUCACGCAAACGGUUGCAGUGAACUUUGCGCAGCCACAGGAUGCACGGUCUUCUGAUCGAAGAAGUGGGAUCCAAACGUGCAUCGCAGUCACGGGAUCUGGCACGAGAGCGUCCCUCCAUUGGUCGCCGCCUGCCUUGAUUGGGCCUUUGACCCUCAUCAAGUUCACAGACCUGAUUGGAUAUGACGCUGAUGUGAAGAAGGGACUUGCAGUCCACAAUGGCAUCAUCGAUGCAUACCUGAACGGGCUGACGCGAGAUCCCGAAGACAAAGUGAUAGUCUUCGACAUCCUCCCCAACAGGUACGCGGAAUUUGGCCGCGCUGUUUGCGAGAGACGCUUGGCCGGGCACACACCUUUUCUCUCUUACAUGGGAUUGAUCAAGGACUCGCAGAAGGAUAACCUUGCUGCAGUGGAGGAGAUGGUAUAUAACCAUUGGGAUGGUAGCUCGCACGCGCCAGCAAAACAACGUCCCAAGGAGGAGAAGGAGAAACCUUCCCUGUCACUGGUCCUGUGGCACAACAACCGGCCAAUCUUCCCAGAUGCUUUGGUCAGGAAAUUUGCUGACGGGAGUGACCAGCAUGCGCAGAUUCUGCGGAUGAAGAAGGAGUUGGAAGACUUGUGGCCUUCUUCCGCUGGUGGGGAGAGCGCCGUUGUGAGCGCAAGGGCUGCCGGCUCGCCUGACUUUACUGGGACGCGUGUGUUGGACCUGUCUCGGGAGGUUGACCUUGCCAGAACGCCGUCCAGCGAGUUCAAGGAGGACCGGUUGGCGCUGUGCCCCGGAAAGGCGAACAGGCCUUCGAUCCUGAUCACGAAGUCUUUUGAUAUCUACCUCGGGAACUUGAACUCGGAGGCGAUGGAUGUUCCUUGCGGAGAACUUUUCGGCUUCAAUGUGGGGUCCUUUGAGAUGAGGAUUGCUCCUGCUGGCACGGACAAAUCUGGCCCUACAUUGGUUCCGUGGAGGUAUGACGUGAAGCCUGAUCCCUCUAUGUCAACGAACUGCUUCAAGCCAAAUUCAUUGGCUUCUGGUUUCGAUCACUCGGCCCACAAGCCUUCAACUUUGGGGUGCGCUUUUGGGGGUGCGAUGGAUAAGGUCCAAGUGCAAGCUGGAGGAUCAACGCCAAAGGUCAUGCCGACCAAGCCAAAAGUGUACCUCACGGCGUCGGUCCAAAUUCCUCCUUUGACUUGGGUCAAGCUGUGA
This is a messenger RNA of Durusdinium trenchii, 2154 nucleotides long. NCBI's taxonomy places the organism in Eukaryota, Dinophyceae, Suessiales, Symbiodiniaceae. The record is from the annotation of a GenBank genome assembly.